Messenger RNA from Nerophis lumbriciformis (worm pipefish), 567 nucleotides. NCBI's taxonomy places the organism in Eukaryota, Metazoa, Chordata, Actinopteri, Syngnathiformes, Syngnathidae. The record is from RefSeq and is a predicted model, not a curated record.
AUGGCCUGUGGGGCUACGCUAAAGCGCUCGAUGGAGUUCGAGGCCCUCCUGAGUCCCCAAUCUCCCAAGCGGAGACGGUGCAACCCCCUACCGGGGACUCCCGGCACUCCGUCCCCGCAAAGAUGCAACAACCUGCGCGCCGCCGUCGACGGCUCGACGCUCUCCAUGUCGCCGCAGAGUGUGGCGGGCGAGAACAGACUCACACCAGAGCAAAUCUUUCAAAACCUGCGCCAAGAGUACAGCAGGAUCCAGAGGAGGCGGCAGUUGGAGGGGGCCUUCAACCAAACUGAGAACUGCGGACCCUCUGAUGUCGCCAGCCCAUCUACAUCCUUGCACGCCCCCAGCUCCCCGCCAGGCGCCUCAAGACGGGACCAGCCUUCGUUCACGCUGAAGCAGGUGAGCUACCUGUGCGAGCGUCUGCUCAAAGACCACGAGGAGAAGAUCCGCGAGGAGUACGAACACAUCCUCAACAUCAAACUCUCAGAACAAUAUGAAUCAUUUGUGAAAUUCACACAAGAUCAGAUCAUGCGAAGAUACGGUGCCCGGCCUGCUAGUUACGUCUCCUGA